This is a messenger RNA of Ochlerotatus camptorhynchus, 1396 nucleotides long. Its product is annotated as forkhead box protein B2-like. The record is from RefSeq and is a predicted model, not a curated record. The transcript has a single exon. The coding region runs from base 1 to 666 and encodes 221 amino acids. Lineage: Eukaryota; Metazoa; Arthropoda; Insecta; Diptera; Culicidae.
AUGAAACUGUUCCCCAAUUACACCCCACCGAUUCCACCCCAUCACAACAGCAGCAGCAGCAACAACAACAGCAGCAGUAGCGCAACGACAGCGACGACGACAGCUUCCGCCAACUUCUCGACAUUGUCCAACAAUGUCAACAACCAUCACUACCAUCAAAUCACCUACCAGACGCAAACCCUCGCACCGCUUCGCCUGAACCAGGACCACUUUAACUCGAAAACGAACACCCUCGGCGGUGGCCCGAACGGCCUUCCCAACGGCCGACCGAAAUAUCAGACCCAUCAUCAUCACCAUCACCACCACAGCCUCCACGAGCAACAGCAUCCCUCGCCGCAUCCGCACCAUCCCCACCACGAGCUGCCCUCGGACCACGAGAUGGACGUGGACGGUUGCAGCGCCAGCAUCGUCAGUGGCUGCGAUAAUGAGGAUGACAGCAAUAGUGCGACCACAUCACCCCCGCACAGCCCGUCCUUGCCGACGCCGCCGGAGCUGCCGAUCCGGAACGGCCUAGUGGCGGCGAAUUACAAUGUAAAUACACUUAAUCACAUCGUCGUCGGCAACGGUGGCGGCAGCGUUGGUGGCGAUGGCAAAAUGUCGGCCUCGGUAGCGGUGACAGCGGGAGCAGUAGCGGGAGGUCGCAAGACGAUGCGGCACUAUCACUGAUGCGGACAAGGGAGAGCAGAGCUGGUUCCCUAGAAGGGGACAAUCGGAAGUGUGUUGUACAGACUAUUUAACGUGAUUGUGAUUCUUUUUCUAACUAAAAUAUGUAACGAGAAAGGCAACGCUCUGUAUUAUAAUGGAUUAGGAAUUGAGGUUGGCUGGCUUUUCCGGGCAGGUGCCAUCUUUUCGAGGACGAGUAUCGCUGUAAGCGUAGGAUGAAAUGGAGUGGAAUCAGAUGGCGAUGGAUUAGAAUACAGUUGAUUCAAAACUCUUGUUUUGAGAGUAAACAAACUUUUGAAUGGCAAACGAUGCAAUAGACAUCGGACUCUAAAAUAAAACCGUGAAAAACUAAAAACACUAAAUUUGCAUUUUUGGACUUUUGGUUCUUAAUGAAUUUACUCCACUGUGCUAGUUCACGAUUAAAUUUGAACACAUAAGUUUUGGAAUAAAACAAAGUAGCUGUCAGCUUAAUCCAGGAUAUAUUUUUAUUUAUAUAUUUAUAUAUUAAAGGCUGACUAAAAGCAAAUUGGUACGCACAAAAAGACCUGUAAUUCGUGAUUCAAUAAGUUUAAAAAGCCCAUUAAUGGUUGCUUUACAGUACUUUUAUUAAAAAUUCAAAGUUACAGCAUUAGAUGGUUACAUUUCUACAGUUCGUACGAAAUCUCGAAACUUCCUCUUGAUGGAGCCUAUCAGUGCCCGCGCAGUGGAAAAGGACACGGAAUCAGCGCAUUUC